CUUCUCCUGCGCACUCUCACUCUCUCUCUUUCUCUCUCUCCUGCCAUGUUUGCCUUUUCUCUUAAAUAAUUUUGCGUUCAAAGUUGACGAUGACCACGCUCUUUCUCUGACAACUCACCAUUACAGCAUCCAUCGAUCUCUCCCAAAAGAAACAAAACAUUAUUCAAUUCAAUCCACAGUUCCCCCCUUUCCUUGUAAAUUUCACUUGAAAGCUCUCUCUCUCUCCCCCUCCAAAUUCAAACCCUUUCAUCUCUCUCUCUCUCUCUCUCUCUCUCUGGCUUUUACUGGUGUUUCAAGCUGUAAAUGCAGCUUAGUCGUCUCUCUGAUCUCAACGUCUCUCCAUGGGCAAGAAAGCAGGCUCCUCGUGGUUGACCGCUGUGAAAAGGGCCUUUCGAUCUCCCUCUAAGGACACAGAAAAGAGGAGCCUUAACCCAGAUCAAGAUGAUCAAGAAGAUUAUAAGAAAAGAGAGAAACGGCGAUGGCUUUUCCGGAAGCCCACGAACCACGAACCAGCAACAAGGUAUCAAACGCCACCGACGGCUGCUGCUAGCGGCGGUUCCUCUGGGGCUAUGACCAGUGCUUUGGAAGCUGAGGAGAGACACGCCAUUGCGGUGGCUGUGGCGACGGCUGCCGCCGCUGAGGCCGCCGUGGCCACCGCCCAAGCUGCGAUGGAGGUCGCCCGCCUCGCCAGGCCACCUUUCAGUUUCGGCCGGGAACACCAUGCCGCCAUUGUCAUUCAGACUGCAUUCAGAGGAUAUCUGGCAAGGAGAGCUCUUCGAGCGCUGAAAGGGCUGGUAAAGCUGCAAGCUUUAGUGAGAGGUCACAAUGUUCGAAAGCAAGCGAAGAUGACGCUGCGAUGCAUGCAAGCUCUGGUUCGAGUGCAGGCCCGAGUGCUUGAUCAACGCUUCAAGCAUUCUCAAGAUCAAAGCAGCCGAAAAUCAACGACGCUAAGCGACACCAAUAGCUUGUGGGAAUCUCGAUAUCUUCAAGAUCUGUCUGAUAGAAAAUCUAUGUCGAGAGAUGGAAGCAGCAUAGCUGAUGAUUGGGACGAACGCCCCCACACCAUUGAAGAGGUAAAAGCGAUGCUACAGAACAGAAAGGAAGCUGCUCUGAAGCGUGAGAAAAACCUUUCUCAAGCCUUCUCUAAACAGGCGUGGAGAAGCAGUAGCAGGAACAGAUCAUUUGGGAACGAAGAAGAGCUUGGAGAGAAGCAUUCGCCAUGGCUGGAUAGGUGGAAGCCAUGGGAGAGCAGGCCAGCAAGAGCUUCCACUGAUCACAGGGACACCAUUAAGACAGUAGAAAUCGACAGUUCACAGCCGCCUUACUCAUACUUGGCUCCCAAUUUACCAAACCAAUCCCAACAUUACCACCAGAGAUCCAAUUCGCAGUACAGUGCUUCUCCUCUGCAUAGAGCUCAUCAAACGCUGCAUCACUCGCCGGUUACGCCGUCGCCGUACAGAACGAGGCCUCUGCAAGUCCGGUCGGCGAGCCCUCAAUGUGGAAGAGAAGAGAGAAUUGGCUACAACGCAGUUCAGACACCGAGCUUGAGGUCCAAUUACUACUACAGCGGCAGUUUGCAGCAGCAGCAGCAAACGAGGGGUGGUGCAAAUGCAAUGCCCAAUUACAUGGCGGCAACAGAGUCGGCAAAGGCGAAGGCCCGGUCGCAGAGCGCACCGAGGCAGCGACCAGCGACGCCGGAGAGAGAACGGGUUGGUUUGGUCAAGAAGCGGUUAUCGUACCCAGUCCCUGACCCCUACGGCAUAGGCCAUAAUUUGAGGAGCCCGAGCUUCAAGAGCAUGAGCGGACUGCAUCUGGCCACGGAGCACCAAUCCAACUACUCUUCCUGCUGUACAGAAAGCCUUGGCGAUGAGAUCUCUGCUUCGUCCACCACUGACCUUCGGAGGUGGCUGAGGUGAUUGAUUAAAUAAUCAUCGUAUCUUUGAUCCGAUAAAAAUGAUCAAGAUAGUUGGAUCAAGACUUGAAUUUUCAAUCUCACUCUCUCGAUUCAUUAUUUCAGUGCAUUCCAUCAGACCAAAAAUCGAAGCCCAAGUAAUUAUGAUCAUUACCCAAUGUCUGACACCUGCAGGGAUUGUGAAUUGUGCCUUUUCUUUUGGCUUACUUUUCUCUUUUUUCAAGUUUUGAUUCCUUAGAUGUUUGCGCGUAGGUGCAGGUGUGGAUUUGUUCAAGUUAUUUCAUAUUAUAGCAUCUUUUGUGGUUAAGUGUAGUCACAUGCAUCCAUCUUUGUUAAGGAUAACUCUACUCCCCAUUAGCAGUAUAAUGACAGAUGAGUUCGUAGCAA
This is a messenger RNA of Diospyros lotus (date-plum), 2299 nucleotides long. Its product is annotated as protein IQ-DOMAIN 18-like. Bases 342 to 1916 code for a protein of 524 amino acids. The record is from RefSeq and is a predicted model, not a curated record. NCBI's taxonomy places the organism in Eukaryota, Viridiplantae, Streptophyta, Magnoliopsida, Ericales, Ebenaceae. Gene Ontology annotation, molecular function: protein binding. The transcript has 5 exons.